AGGGCCCCACUUGGUGGUUGACUAAUGAUGUAAACGCGUUGACACCUGAACACUCGCCAAAAGAUGUUAACUUGCCAGAAAAGGAUAGUGUUCUUUAUAUGGAUCGGCAGCAUCCAUUUCUUCAAGGAUGGAGACGCCAUCACUGGGCAACGCUUAUACAAAUACACGGAAGAUCCAUUAGUGGAACAGGUCGUGAUUUAUCCGUGGCUGAGUCCAAUGUAUCACACAAGUUAUCAACCGCCCAGCCUGAGAGAUGUUUAUGGUGAAGCACGACCACAUGGAGAUCGCAGUCGUUUGUUCUGGACGAGGUUAUUGAACGGCUUCAGAAAAGGCAAGCCGUAUACGUUAAAUCCGACAACGAACGGCCAAACACUGGGUGCGAUGGCAACAGGAAUCGAGUUGGCAAACAACUUUGCAGUUGCGCUUGGAGAAGAGGGAAUGAAACGAUUGGCUGCACUGGUUGCUGUGAAUUUAUCACCAGGCCCUCCAGGCCUAGCAGGACCUCCUGGAUCUAGUUGGCAAUUUUUGCCCAACGGGCCGCAAGGCUCGAAUGGCGAAAAGGGCGAUAAUGGCCAACUGGGAGGGUCCUUUCCAACACUAGCUGCUAUCAGUCAAUGGAUAAAAGGCGAAAAAGGAGAGAAAGGUGAAAGAGGUGAUUGCGGCUGUAACGAAGUACCAACCACUCUGGGUCCGACUACAACGAUAGAGACUACCGUUAGCCCAUUGACACCAGAAGUACCCACAGACUGGCCAACUACGAGCACAGAAAGACCGACAGACUGGCCCAAUGUCACAACAGAAGGACCUGCUGUAACCACAGACGGAACAACUACACCAACCGACGCAACAGCGUUAACCACCGACGUUCAAACUACGCCAGAUGGGUCAACGACAACCAGCCCAGUUGUAACGACAGAUGAGCCGUAUGCAACAACUGUAGAAUCAACAACACUCGAAGCCACCACACCGACAGCUGGGCCAACUACACCAACAGAUUUAAUUACAGAAGGGUUAACAACAGAAGAGCUAACGACCAUCAUUGCUGAAUCGACAACAAACGGGUUAUCCACGGACGUAUCAACUACGUCAACGGACGGUCCAGCUACUACGCCAACCAGUGCGCCAGUCUCAACCACAGAAGGCCAAACAACAACAAUCGAUGAAGUAACUCGUCCAACUAACGAGCAAACAACAUCAACAGAUUUAAUAACAGAUGAAGUAACAACCAACUUACCAACGACCACCGUCGUUUGGCCGACAAUAUCAACGGAUUUUCCAGUUUCUACGACGGACACGACGGAAAUCCUGACGACAGGGGAAGGACAAACUACGACAAACGAGAUUACCACAAUUCCGACGAUAACGACCACCCCUGCAGUUACAACAACGACGAACUAUCCGCCUGUUACAGAACCAAUUAUCGCUGAUUGCAGCGAGUCAAUCCAUCACCAGAAUGCCACCUGGCAAUCACCUGACUCGUUCUAUCCAGAACGAACAUCCAACACUUGCGUGUUGUCCAUCCAAUUGAAUUCCACCGAUGACACUAACGUUCAUGACGAACCCAUCUGCCAAAUACGACUUGACUUUCGAGAAUUCUUUAUCGCCCAACCGAACAGACAGAGCAAAUGCGCUACCGAUAAUUUCAGGGUCUUUAACGCUGAGAAUAAAGUACCUACACUUUGCGGAGAAAAUUCUGGCCAACAUUUAUACUUGACGCCAAGAUCCGGAACAAACGGAGUCCAACUCGGUUUCAAAUUUGGCCUGUCUCCGAUUUCACGGUUCUGGAAGAUUGAUAUCACUCUGAUACCUUGCUGCGCAAACCACAUACUUCCUCCCAACGAUUGCUUGCAAUAUUUCAACGAUUUCGGAGGAAUCGUCAAAUCCUUUAACUGGAUGGAUUCACCUUCCGUCAACAGACCUUCGAAUCACCCCAGACAAUUGGCCAAUCAACAGUACAACAUUUGUUUCAAAGCGAAUUCGUUAGCCAAGUCGAUUUGCUACACUCCUUGUCUUUCGGCUGGAUUGGCGUUCAGUGUUAGUCAAAAUGCUGGCCGGGGUCCGUUCAGGGCCGGCGUUGGCGUAACCAAUUGCAAAGAAGAUUUCUUACUCAUCGCCAACGGUUACGACCGAUUCGAUCCGAGUCAGAGGAACGACAGGUUCUGUGGCACAAUAUUCAAUCCGGAUGGAAACGUGACAGUCAGUCAGGGCGCUCUGAUCGCAUCAGCUUCAACCACCAUUUGUUCCGACAUCAAACCGUUUCAAAUCCAUUACGCGACCAAUGGAAACGAAUUGCCGGCGGAUGUGUCCAAUAACGGAUUCUGUCUGCAAUACGAACAAGAAUAUUUGACUAAAAAUCAGCUCUCGUCGUUGGAUCACGAUUCACCUGACGACAACUGAAACUGGCAUUUAAAGAAAAAGAAAAUUGUUGGCAAGUCGAGAAACUUGAGAUUUAUUAUCGCUAUUCCGGUUACAUGUUUCAAGAGAAAUUAAACAGCCCGGGUUUCUGUUACUAACCGAUGUUGUUGUUGCCGAAUGUAAAAACGUUGAAAUGGAAACAGAAAAUAGACAGUAGUAAUUUCA
Daphnia magna is the source of this 2580-nucleotide messenger RNA. RefSeq lists its product as uncharacterized. The transcript has 8 exons. NCBI's taxonomy places the organism in Eukaryota, Metazoa, Arthropoda, Branchiopoda, Diplostraca, Daphniidae. The coding region runs from base 64 to 2397 and encodes 777 amino acids. The record is from RefSeq and is a predicted model, not a curated record.